This is a messenger RNA of Condylostylus longicornis, 3533 nucleotides long. RefSeq lists its product as uncharacterized. Bases 90 to 3533 code for a protein of 1147 amino acids. Gene Ontology annotation, molecular function: nucleic acid binding; aspartic-type endopeptidase activity. The transcript is spliced from 6 exons. Lineage: Eukaryota; Metazoa; Arthropoda; Insecta; Diptera; Dolichopodidae. The record is from RefSeq and is a predicted model, not a curated record. Gene Ontology annotation, biological process: DNA integration; proteolysis.
UUUAAAAUCAUAACAUGGUGUCAGAAGUUAAAAAGUAAAACUUAAAAAAAAAUAAAAAUAAAAAUAAAAAGGCCAAAAUAAUAAAAGUAAUGUCUAAAUCGGAAGAUUUGAAAAAUUUAGAAAAACAAAGUAAUAAUUUACAAAUAAAUAAAAAUUCAAGAAAAAUGAGUGAAUUUAAACUAAAUAAUAUUACUCAUAUGGAUUUUACAUCCACAAAUUUGUCAGACACGUGGAAAUGUUGGAUUCUACAAUUUCAAAUAUACUUGACUGCUUCAGAUUUAAAUGGGGAAUCUGAUACUAGAAAAGUAGCAAUGUUUUUACACUCACUAGGACCAGAUGCCAUUCCAGUAUUUAAUUCAUUUGGUUUAAAUUUGGAAACAACAAAAUAUGACGAAAUAGUCAAAAAAUUUGAUGAAUAUUGUUCACCGAAGAAAAAUAUUGCUAUGGAAAGACAUAAAUUUUUCACGCGGACGCAGCAACCGGGUGAAACUGUAACUGAAUUCAUUACAAAUUUAAAAAAUUUAAGUAAAUCUUGUGAGCUAGGAAGUUUACAAAAUGAUAUAGUAAAGGAUAUAUUCAUUUGUGGGCUUAAUAUUGAACAUCAGAAAAUACGCGAUAAAUUAUUGCAGGAUGGUAAUAUUACUUGUGAUAAAGCAUUGGAAAUUGCAGUUUUAAUGGAACAUACAAAAAGCCAGGUCAAGCAGUUGGAAAAUAGUUCAAUUUUAAAUAUAUCAAAACUUACAAAAAAGCCAUAUAUGUCUACAGCACAACCACAAUACUACAAAACUACAAAUUCGAACAAUUAUUAUAAAAAAGGUAAUUUCAACGGUUCUUCAAAGUCACAUGAAAGUCAGCAACGAUAUGGUGAAAAUGCAGAAACAAGAAAAAAUUGUCAAAGAUGUGGUCAAAAACAUAUUCAUAAGUGUCCAGCAGAGGGAGUGAAAUGCAGGAAAUGUGGUAAACUAAAUCAUUUUGCUAAGAUGUGUAAAAGUAAGUUACAAGUAAAAAUUUUAUCCAAAGAAGAAAAUUCACAAUUAUUUUUAGGUUCAUUAUACUUAAAUUUUGUUUCAAAUAAAUUAAAUAAUUUAUGGACAGAAAAAAUAUUUAUUAAUAACAAAUUUGUUGAAUGUUUAUUGGACACAGGUGCUCAAGCUAAUAUUUUACCUUUGAAUAUUAUCGAAAUUUUGAAAUUAAAUAAAAAACUAAUUGAAAAAACUAAUCAAAAAAUUAUUUCUUUUACGGGUGAAAAUAUUAAAAUAUUAGGAAAAUGUAAAUUAAAUUGCAAAAUAGCUGAAAAUAAACAUUCAAUUGAAUUUUAUAUAGUAGAAAAACAAAAUUGCUUACCAAUUAUUGGUUUAAAAACAUGUAUUGAACUAAAUUUAAUUAAAAAAGUAUACACAAUUAAUGAGAAAAUGCAUAGUAAAAAGCAUAUUAUUUUAAAUAGAUUUGAUGAUGUUUUCUCAGGUUUAGGUAGGUUGCCAGAAAAAGUUCAUUUAAAAAUAAAUCCAAACGUAAAACCAAAAAUAGAUUCACCACGAAAAGUUCCUUUCAAACUUCUGGACAGAUAUCAAGCUGAAUUAGAAAGAAUGGAAAAUCUUAAAGUUAUAACAAAAGUUUCUGAACCAACAGAAUGGGUAAAUUCAGUAGUUCUAGUAGAAAAACCCAAUAAAACUCUAAGAGUUUGUUUAGAUCCUAGAAAUCUAAAUGAAGCAAUAAUGCGUCCACAUUUUAAAAUACCAAACUUCGAUUAUAUAAGGUCAAAAUUAGCAGGUUCAAAAUACUUCAGUUUAUUAGAUGCAAAUUCUGGUUUUUGGAUGUUAGAAUUAGAUAAAGAAAGUUCCUUUUUAUGUACUUUUAAUACUCCAUUUGGAAGUAUUAAAUAUUUAGGUCAUAUCUUUUCAUCGCAUGUUAUUUCAUCAGAUCCAACCAAAAUUGAUGCGAUAAAAAAUAUGUCGACUCCUAAAUGUGUGAAGGAUCUCCAAAGAUUUUUAGGCAUGGUAAAUUACCUUGGUCCCUAUAUAAAAAAUUUGUCAAUUGAGACUUCUAAUUUAAGAUCGUUAUUGAAAAAAGAAACUGUUUGGAACUGGAAUAGUUCACAUGAAAGUGAAUUUAAUAAAAUUAAAAGUUUAUUAUGUAAUUCUCCAAUUCUGGUUCAUUUUGAUCCAAAAAAGGCUCUUACACUUUCAGUAGACUCGUCAAAAGACGGAAUGGGUGCAGUUUUAAUGCAUGAUAAAAAUGCAAUUGCUUAUGCUUCAACAACUUUGAAUGACGCACAAAAGAAUUAUUCCCAAAUAGAAAAAGAAUUGUUGGCAAUCUAUUAUGGUUGUACCAAAUUUCAUAGAUAUAUAUAUGGUUAUAAAACAACUGUCGAGACAGAUCACAAACCAUUAAUUUCUAUCUUUAAAAAACCCCUAUCAAAAGCACCACCACGUCUUCAAAGAAUUUUAUUAAAUUUACAAAUUUAUGAUUUGAAAGUGAUUUACGUGCCAGGUAAAAAUAUGUAUGUUGCAGAUACUUUAUCACGUGCAUGUAAAAAAGAAGAUAGCCAAUUCGAAAAUUUUAAGAAUGAUAUUGAAAUUCACGCAACCCUAGAAGAUGUUUCUCUACAAAUUGUAAAAGAUUAUUGUUUAAAUGGUUGGCCUGAAAGAAGUAGUUUAGCUCAUGUAGAAGCUCAACCAUAUUUUCAUUUUAGGGAUAUAAUUCAUGAAGGUCAUUUUGGUAUAGAAAGGUGUUUAAAUCAGGCUAGAAAUAUUGUUUUUUGGCCUAAUAUGAAAAACGAUAUAAAAAAUGUAGUUUUUUCUUGUAAAUAUUGUCAGAAAUAUCGUCAAUCAAAUGCAAAAGAACCUUUAACAACACAUCCAAAUUCUGAUUUACCAUGGGAAAAAAUAGACAAUGGACCUCCAUUUAAUUCAGUUGAAUUUAAAAAUUUUUUAAAUAAUUGGGAAGUAGAAUGUAUAACGUCUAGUCCUCAUUACCCUAGGUCAAAUGGUUUUGUUGAAAGAAGUAUCAAAACAAUUAAAAAUAUUUUAAUUAAAUGUUCAGAAAGUGGUACAGAUCCAUAUUUAGGACUCCUUCAAUACCGAAAUACAAAAAAGGGUCAAUUUGAGUCUCCUGCACAACUCUUAAUGUCACGAACUUUACGUUCAUUAUUACCAAUAAAAAAUUCAUACUUAAAACCAAAAGUUGUCAAUCUUCUAUAUAAAAAAGAUCCUAGAUCUACAUGGAGCACAGGACAUGUUGUAGACACUCCUAAAGAACCUAAUUCUUUCAUAAUACAGGAUUCAGAAAAUGAAUCACAAUAUAGACGAAACCGUCAACACAUUUUAUUUAAUGAUUCAUUAAAUUCUCAGUCUAUUAAAAAUGAAAAUGAUUCGAUUGAUACUGCCGAGAAUUUUGAGGAAAUUUCUAAUAAUGUUUUAACACCUGGCAACCCUACUAAAGAACAAAUAUCAUCUAAUAAUGAAAAUAAAAUAUAUUAUAAAACUAGAUAUGGUAGAAAAGUAAAGCAAACAAAUAAAUUUGUAUCAAAUUGA